Messenger RNA from Penicillium odoratum, 1071 nucleotides. It is a transcript of the gene med6, whose product is annotated as mediator complex subunit MED6. Gene Ontology annotation, cellular component: mediator complex; core mediator complex. Gene Ontology annotation, molecular function: transcription coactivator activity. The transcript has 2 exons. Gene Ontology annotation, biological process: regulation of transcription by RNA polymerase II. The record is from RefSeq and is a predicted model, not a curated record. Bases 1 to 1071 code for a protein of 356 amino acids. Lineage: Eukaryota; Fungi; Ascomycota; Eurotiomycetes; Eurotiales; Aspergillaceae.
AUGGCCAGCCAAGAUGCCCCGAUGGAGGAAAUCCUCUGGCGGUCUCCCCCGCACGUCCAGAUGAUGGGGGGUUUCAUCCACUCCAACAACAGUAAUGUCUACGCAUCUGAGGCUCCAGUGCAGUUACUGACACUUUGGACGUAUCUAGUUCUUUUCUACUUCGCCGAAUCCCCCUUCUUUGACCCAACCUCCAACAAUGCCUCUCUUGCCAUCCAAGCCAGCUACAAUGAAGCUUUCCGUCACUUCGUCGAGACACGUGAAGCAUUCGAGGCCCGCCUGAAGACUAUGUCUGGUCUAGAAUUCAUCGUCGCAUAUGAUCCUUUGCAAGCGGCCGCGCAGUCUGACACGCGUUUCGCCCAUGAACCGUCCAACGUCUGGGUCAUUCGAAAGCAGAACCGGCGGAAGCGAGCUGGCAUGGACGACGAGGUGACCGUGAUUUCGACCUACUUUCUUGUGGGCGAUUGUAUCUACAUGGCACCAUCAGUUGCCAGCGUGGUGGGAAACAGAAUUCUUUCGGCCGUUACAUCCUUAUCGCGUCUCAUGAAGACUGCCUCCACCCUUCCGACCUUCACCCCGUCUUACGGACACACAUACUUACCACCCAUGGCCCGGGCUACCGAGUCCACCGCGCAAGCAACACAGCAGAGCAAAGAAAACACGCCCAUGCCGGAAGCUGCACCACCUUCCACCGCGGACACACAAGCAACAGCUCGAGCAGGACUGGGAAUAUCGAAUACCAGCUCGAGCUAUCGAGAUACCCGCAGCCUUGCAGAGUCGUUCAACCUGUUCACUCAGUAUGGCGACGAAUUCAUGGACGAGACCCCGCUGGUCGGUGAACCGGGCUCGUUCAUUAUGUCACGAGUUGGUGGUGAGAGUGACCGCGCAGCCAAGAAUGCAGUUGCACCUAAGGCAUCCCUCGGUGUAACCACCGGUACACCUGGGGCACCUGGCCGAGUCUCAACCCCGCAGGUCCGGGUUGAUACGCCUGGAAAAGCAUCGGAGAAGAGUAACUCGCCACCUAGCUCGGGCGAGAAUAAAGGCAAGCGGAAAAAGAACCGGGUUGCGAGCUGA